AUGAGGUUGCAAGAACUUCAAGAUGCUAUAAACAAACUUCCAUUGAGGCAUCCAAUCGACGUCAAAUUGUAUUGGAGAGCAUCAGAGUUAGGUCAGAAGGUUUUAUAUGAAACAGGUUGCUUUGACGAUGUUUAUGAGAUAACAGGCGAGGUUUCUCAGAAGAUAAGAGACUCGCUUGAAUUUCCAAAAACUGGUCCGAUUGGAUGCGAUAAGUUCGACUCAGAUGAAAAAAUAUACUAUGUCGACCUUAACGCCGCAUACAUGAGGUUCGUCCAAUAUAUCCCGACUGGAAUUCCAAACGAAGAUGGUGAGUUCCCAGGAAGGAACUAUACAGUUGGAAAAGUCAUACAACAACUGUAUGAUAUUAGGAAAGCUUCAAACCCCAAACUUGCAAUGACAUUAAAAUUGCUUAUGAAUUCGACAUGGGGGUAUUCCAUUAAAAAACCUCAAGAGAUGAAGAGUAAACAUUAUGAGAAGGUCGACAACUUUGUUGAAAGGUUCUCCCCCUUUGUUUUGAAAUACGAGUUCACCGAAGGUCAAGGUGGCUUAGUAACCACAGUAAAACCUAUUGUCGAACAUUGGUCUUAUCCUCAGUUCGCAAAGGCAGUCCUUGACGAGUACAACAAAUUCUUCUCCGAAGUCAAAUCCAAAGUCAAGGUUUACUAUGAGAACAUCGACGCACUCAUGACGAACGAAGAAGGAUACAACAAACUCAUUGAAAUGGGAAUGGUCGGUGAAAAGAUGGGCUGUUUUAAGCUAGAUAAGGUAUUUUCAGAAGUUCAUGUAAUAUCGAAAAGGAAAUAUUGGGGCAUACUUGAAGACGGCACAGAAAUAAAACAUUGCAUGAAAUAA
Trichomonas vaginalis G3 is the source of this 852-nucleotide messenger RNA. Its product is annotated as DNA/RNA polymerases family. Bases 1 to 852 code for a protein of 283 amino acids. Lineage: Eukaryota; Parabasalia; Trichomonadida; Trichomonadidae. The transcript has a single exon. The record is from RefSeq and is a predicted model, not a curated record.